Messenger RNA from Cotesia congregata, 2547 nucleotides. The record is from the annotation of a GenBank genome assembly. Lineage: Eukaryota; Metazoa; Arthropoda; Insecta; Hymenoptera; Braconidae.
AUGACGGGAAGAAUAUCUUUAGUCGAGCAAAAAAGACUGCAGUGGGCAAAAGAACGAGAAGAAAUGGCUAGAUUAAAUGAGCACUGGAAUGCCUCAAAGCCAUCGAAUCCAAUUUACUCAGUAAUUCGCUCGAGAAUGUCGACCCGUGACUACCAGAGUACUAGUAGCAGUAGAAAGCCUCUCCGUCCUUGUGAGCACUACGGUAGUGCUGCAAGUUUGAAAAGUAUCGACACUGCAUCAACGAGCUUAAGAAGUUUAAACUUUCCCAAUAGUGGUAGUAUGAUAAAUAUUGUUGAUUGCACAGAACUGCCAGAGUCGAUGCGAAGACGAAGUCCUAGCUUGCCGCCAAUAUAUUCCAAAGAACAUCAUCAACAUCAACACGCAUAUAAAUCACAGGAACUUCCUAAUCUAGAAAUAGAAGGUUCUCGGCUUAUAAAUCAACCACGAGCACAAAAACAUUCAAACAACGAAGUAGAACGUGACAUUUUAAUUCGUAAUACGUACGAAGAACGUGAAGGCGAAACUUCUGGUUAUGCCAGUGACUCCAUUGAACCGACUAUUAUUCAAACUGCCGAAGUGAAAAGAUUACUUCCAUUAGAAAAAUCACAAGGGGAUAUUGAAAUGUCUGAAAGACUUUGGCAAAAUUCUUAUUAUAAUUCGCCAGAUCCUUCACUGCCACCAUCGCGAAAAUUCGCCAGCUCUCGUUUAGGUGAGCUUAAUAGACCCCGAUGGGGAAGUAUUUGGAAUCAAGAUAAUACACGAAAUGACUUGCCGCCGCCCUCAUGGUUAGAGCGAGGGCUAUCUCGUCUAGAUCACUCUAGCCAGGUCUUAGUAAUUAAUCAUGACAACGUUAGUAGUCCUGAUAGCUCAACUGGUUCUACAGACUCAAAGACUUAUUUACGAGGUCACAAUAUUCCAGUAGAUGCGCAAAUACUCCAAGAACGUGAAACACGACGACAAAAAGCCCUUGAGCUUCAGAGUGCAAUAAAGCAGCAGUUGGAAGAAAAAGAUAGACGCAGGAAAGAAGAGAAAGAGAGAAAGCUCAGAGAAGAGUUAGAGGAAGAAGAAAGAAUCAAAAGGGAAAGAGAUAAGGAAAAAUUGAGAUAUGAAGAAGAACAGAGAAAGCUCAAAGAAAAAGAAGAUGCUAAGUUGAAAAAAGAACAGGCCAUGAAGGAGAUCCUCGAAAUGGCAGAACGACGGGCUAAAGAGGAAAAGCGACAGCGUCGUCAACGAGACGAUUUUAAAAUCGUUGAUAAAGUCAAAAACCCUGAUAUAAUUACUGAUUGGAGAACUGAUGUAAGCAACAAAUCUUUCUCCGUCAAUGAAUUUUCUGAGGAUAAUCAUAAUCUAUACGGACAGACUAAGACUGAUAUCAAUGUUUCUUCUGAAUUUGAUGAUUUGCAAAUAAUUAAUGUUAAUAAUAAUAGCGAUGAUUACAGCAAUGUUAAUGAUAUAAAUCAUGAUAAUAAUAGUAAUAAUAUUUAUAAUAAUAAUUAUAAUGAUGAAUGUUAUCCAACCGAUACUACGGAAUCUUGUAAUAAAAAACAAGAGGAUGAAUUUGUUAAUGAAGAAGUACGUGAAAAUGUGAUGAGAUUAAAUAAAGAUGUAGCGAUUGUUUUAACGGGAAGACUUGAAGAUACUGACUUUCUAAGUAAAAACAAUGUUAAAUUAUUAAACUUAAUUGUUAAUUCAAGCACACAAUGUGAUAAUAAUUCAAUGGCUGUAAAUAAUAAUAAUAAUAAUAAUAAUAACAAUAAUAAUUUCAAUAAUUUAUUAAAAAGCUUAACUAAUUUGUCAUCAGGAAAAAAUACAUGUGUAGCAUCUUGUUCGCCAAGAAUUAUUGAAAAUCGUUUGUUAACUCCAAGUAAAUAUAGAGUGACAUAUGGAAGAGAUUUUGGUACACAAACAGACGCUGAAAAUGAUAGCAGUGAUUUAGGAAGUAAAGAUGCUUGCAGAGGAUCUAAAGAAAGUAUCAUAAAACGGGAUACUGAUAAAAAUAUGUCGCGAUCUAAGUCACAACCGCGGCAAAGUAUUGAGUCACGACCACGCUGGAAUGCCAAUAGGCCUGGGACGCGAUACAGAACGCAGAGCGAGAAGGAUCCCCAUUAUCAGAGACGUAUGAGAUUGAGGAGACGACGAGUGGAUUCGAGUGAUGAGAGAUCAAGGUCACCGUCACCUGACCGCAGGAAAAUGAGCACCAUUAAGUCGAAAAUUCGUAAUGCAAUCCAACGAAAAUCCAAAGCGGAUAAUUAUGAUGCAGACUUGUCAAUGGAUAGUUUGAAUUCAGCUGUACCAUUACGCGUUAAUGAACACGGACGAAUUAUUGUACAAAUGAACAAGUCUAAUAAUAAUUCACGUGUCAAAGAUGAUUUCAAAAGCGAUGAUGAAGAUAAAAGAAUAGAUUCAAAUACUAAAAAUAAAUUAAACUUGUGGUGUGAACAUGAAAUUCUUUCAGAGUUGGCUUCUUUAAAAAAUGGUUUAUUGGCGAAACAACGCGAAUGGGAAUCAGAAAGAUGUCUACUGUCACCGAACACUGAGUUUUAUUAG